UAAUUUCAGUCUCACCCCUUUCCCCACCUUUCUCCUUCUCCACAUUUCUGUGAGCUCACUCCAUCAUGAAGCAUUCACAUUUUACUAGAGCUACGGUUUUACACUUCAAUCAUGUGAAACCCUAGCUAAGUUUCUCUGUCUAGUAGUUGAGGUUUUAUAGAAAUGGGGAAUUGUUGUAGAUCUCCGGCAGCAGUAGCCAGAGAGGACGUAAAAUCAUCAAACUACUCCGGUCACGAUCACCGUCGGAAAGAAAAUUUCGGCACCCAAAAAAAUCAAAAAAAACAAACUACUGUUUUAACCAAAGUAAAGAAUGAGAACAUUGAGGAAACGUACUUAGUUGAUAGAGAGCUAGGAAGAGGUGAAUUCGGAAUUACUUACCUUUGUAUCGAUCGUAACAGUAGGGAAAAUUUGGCUUGCAAGUCGAUAUCGAAGCGAAAACUAAGGACAGCAGUUGAUGUGGAGGAUGUAAGGCGAGAAGUGGCGAUAAUGAAGCAUUUGCCGCAUAAUUCGAGUAUUGUGAGAUUUAAGGAAGCUUGUGAGGAUGAGAAUGCAGUGCAUUUGGUUAUGGAGCUAUGCGAAGGAGGCGAGCUGUUUGAUAGGAUUGUUGCACGGGGACAUUAUACUGAACGAGCUGCAGCGGCUGUCACAAGGACGAUUGUGGAAGUGGUGCAGCUUUGUCAUAAGAAUGGAGUAAUUCAUAGAGAUUUGAAACCGGAGAACUUUUUGUAUGCGAAUAAGAAGGAGAAUUCACCUCUCAAAGCAAUUGAUUUUGGAUUGUCAAUAUUCUUCAAGCCAGGUGAACGGUUUUCUGAAAUUGUUGGAAGCCCUUAUUAUAUGGCUCCUGAGGUGCUCAAGCGAAACUAUGGACCAGAAAUAGAUAUAUGGAGUGCAGGAGUCAUUUUGUAUAUUUUGUUAUGUGGAGUUCCUCCCUUUUGGGCUGAAUCUGAACAAGGUGUUGCUCAGGCCAUCUUACGCGGGGCAAUAGAUUUCAAGCGCGAACCUUGGCCGAGUAUGUCGGAGUGUGCUAAAACUCUUGUACAACAAAUGUUGGAGCCAGAUCCAAAGCUUCGACUGACUGCUAAGCAAGUACUCGAACAUCCUUGGCUUCAAAAUGCUAAGAAGGCUCCAAAUGUUCCUCUUGGAGAUGUUGUCAAGUCAAGACUCAAGCAGUUCUCAAUGAUGAAUAGGUUUAAGAGGAAAGCUCUGAGGGUGAUUGCUGAUUUCUUCUCUAAUGAAGAAGUUGAAGACCUCAAAGAGAUGUUUAGCAAGAUAGAUACUGAUAAUAAAGGUAUUGUUUCAGUUGAGGAACUAAAAGUCGGGCUUCAAAAAUUCAAUUCACAGCUUGCAGAAUCAGAAGUACAGAUGCUUUUUCAAGCAAUUGAUACCAACGGCAAGGGGACCUUGGAUUAUGGGGAAUUUAUUGCUGUUUCCCUCCAUCUUCAGAGGAUGGCAAAUGAUGAACAUCUGCACAAGGCUUUUUCCUACUUUGAUAAGGAUGGCAAUGGUUAUAUUGAAUCACAUGAGCUUCGGGAUGCACUGAUGGAGGACGGAGCAGAUGAUUGCACCAACAUUGUGAAUGACAUUUUACAGGAUGUUGAUACAGACAAGGAUGGCCAAAUCAGCUAUGAAGAAUUUGUAGCCAUGAUGAGAACCGGGACAGAUUGGAGAAAGGCUUCUCGACAUUACUCAAGAGGGAGAUUUAAUAGUUUAAGUGUGAAGCUAAUGAAAGAUGGCUCACUUAACUUGGGAAAUUAAUGAGUAAAGUUCACGGUGGUUGCUCUUUCAUUCAUCAAAAAGUAGUAAUGGAUCAAAUGCUUCUGUAUCAUAAUUUGAUCUCUUCAUUGUUUGAGGGAUUCUCCAUAGCUGUUGGCAUGCCAGCAAUGAGAAGAGGCGACUUCACUGUGUUAACCUCUUCAAAUUGUUAAUCGAGUAAACCAAGCCAUUAGGAAUAUGCAGUGUAUGAUCUACCUCUUAUUUUUCUUGUUCCCAAAAUCAAAAAUAUGCAAAAUUCAUCCUACAGCAGAUUUGGGAACAUAAUAUGCUAGUCUUGUAUAACCCUCCUCAUGUGUAAUUAUCAUCGUCAAGGACUGGACUGUUUACGCAAAUAUUUGAGUUGAAGUAGUCUGGGUGUUAUU
Messenger RNA from Solanum dulcamara, 2135 nucleotides. Its product is annotated as calcium-dependent protein kinase 13-like. Gene Ontology annotation, cellular component: cytoplasm; nucleus. The coding region runs from base 163 to 1755 and encodes 530 amino acids. The transcript is spliced from 7 exons. Gene Ontology annotation, biological process: peptidyl-serine phosphorylation; protein autophosphorylation; intracellular signal transduction. The record is from RefSeq and is a predicted model, not a curated record. NCBI's taxonomy places the organism in Eukaryota, Viridiplantae, Streptophyta, Magnoliopsida, Solanales, Solanaceae. Gene Ontology annotation, molecular function: calmodulin binding; calcium-dependent protein serine/threonine kinase activity; ATP binding.